UCACAUUUUCUUUUCUUAUAAAAGAAGUCUCAGUAUCACGACUAUCACCAGCUUGGAAAUCUCUCUCUCUGUUGUUUAGAUAGAAGGUCUUUUCUUAAGGGAUGAUACAAGGACUUUCUUCUAUGAGAUUUCAAGGUGUUUUAAUUUGUUAAAAGGUUAAAGAGAUUUUGGGAACCAAAGGUAAAAUAAAAAUGCGUGCACCAUCAAUCCUCACUCAAUGCUUGCCGGGUCUUGCACCCCACGACAAAGCAAAUCAAAGCAUUUCCAACCUUUCCGAAAGGGAUUUGCAUCUCCCAUCACCAGCUGUUGAGGUUCUCCCUUCAAAGACUGCUCACCCAUACAAGUACGCUGGUGAAAAUGUCGACUUGCAUGGUCUCAACAUUUUCAAGGGACGAGUCAGUGUUGCAGAUAUCAUUGGCUUUACUAGUUCGGAAAUGGUAUCUUCAAAAUCUGAAGGGUCUCUGAAAUCUUGGGAGAGUUCUAUUGACCUUGUUAAUGUCCUCAAACUUGAAAUCCGUGAUGGGCAGUUGAGCUUUAGAGGGAAACGCAUUCUGGAGCUUGGUUGCAACUAUGGACUUCCUGGGAUUUUCGCUUGCCUCAAGGGUGCCUCUACGGUGCAUUUUCAGGAUCUGAAUGCUGAAACAGUGAGGUGCACCACCAUACCCAAUGUCCUCGCCAACCUUGAGCAGGCUCGGGACAAGCAAAGCCGGCAACCCGAGAGCCCUCUGACACCGUCGAGGCAGGCGUUGGCCCCUGAUGUCCAUUUCUAUGCUGGAGACUGGGAGGAGCUACACACGGUCUUGUCAGUCGUCCGCACGGAUGGGUUUGAGGUGACACCUGGGAUGAGCCUGAGCUUCUCCGAGGAGGAUUUCAAUGACGGAUGUAGUAGCCAGGACGGCAGUGCCAUUGGUCAUGACUCAUCCUUGAGGCGGUCGAGGAAGCUUUCUGGGAGCCGUGCUUGGGAGAGGGCAAGCGAAACGGACCCAGAUGAUGGAGGCUAUGAUGUGAUUUUGAUGACUGAGAUCCCGUAUUCGGGCACUUCUUUGAGGAAGCUAUAUGCGCUCAUAAAAAAGUGCUUGCGGCCACCUUAUGGGGUUCUCUACUUGGCCGCGAAGAAGAAUCUCGUCGGUUUCAGCGGUGCGGCGCGGCAGCUGAGAGGCCUGGUAGAUGACGAGGGGGUUUUCGGUGUGCACGUGGUCACAGAAAUGGCCGACAGGGAGAUUUGGAAGUUCUUUCUUAAGUGAGAGUGAUCAAAUCAGAACAAGUCACCGUGCCCUCUGUAACUCCCAUAUGUAUAAUACUUAGCGUCUUGUCAAUUUUUUAUUAUGAUAAUAAUGUUGGAAUUGGCAGAUGCAAGCCGCCCGCCUGUAAAAUUCUUCUUUCUUUGCAAAUACUGGAUCUAACUUAUAUGCUUUUUUUAAAGAGUUCUAUAACAAAUUCGUUAAUGGAAUUUGCAAUCUAAUCAUUUACAGCUGCUUGUAUGUUGA
Molecule: messenger RNA, 1487 nt
Organism: Magnolia sinica
Lineage: Eukaryota; Viridiplantae; Streptophyta; Magnoliopsida; Magnoliales; Magnoliaceae
Exons: 8
Coding region: 192-1244 (350 amino acids)
Source: RefSeq, a predicted model, not a curated record